Molecule: messenger RNA, 180 nt
Organism: Colletotrichum spaethianum
Lineage: Eukaryota; Fungi; Ascomycota; Sordariomycetes; Glomerellales; Glomerellaceae
Exons: 1
Coding region: 1-180 (59 amino acids)
Source: RefSeq, a predicted model, not a curated record
AUGGACUCACUUCGCGAUGAUACACGAAAGGAUGAUGGCGUUGUGGAUAAAAUCUACGUGCAGCACAACGAGGAGGCGUCGCGGGAGGCGGACCGCCAGAUGAGCCCGUGGCAAUGUCUUCGCCAAAACCCCAAGAUUGUCCUCUGGACUCUUUAUGCCAACAGCAAGUUGACCAUCUAG